ACUGACGUUUAUUGUUUUGAUUGGAUAUUUUCUCAUGAUCUCUCGAAUUCAUUAAAAGUUCUAAAGUUAUGUGAACAUCUGUCAGCGUUGAGUGGAGCUUUAAAAAAAUUUUACAAAAUUUUUGUUUCAAAUAUGUUAAACCUUAUGUAACUAAAUGUGUUCGCGUGAAAACCUAUAAAAAUGAUUGAACUUGAGUUAAAAGGACCAAUUUUCACAGAUAGGUGAAAAAUAAUGGAAGAAUAUGAAGAUGAAUCAGAUAUUAACGAACAAAUUUUUCAUAAUAACGUUAGAGAGCAAAUUAUUUUCCUUUUACUCUUCAUCCUCCUCUACCUGUUGAGUUUCGCGACGCUAUGUAGAUUCAAGCGUAAAGGCAGAGAAGAUUAUUUUAGUACCGACGAAGAUGAAAUUACCGUAUACAGGAUCAGUACGUGGUUGUGUUCUUUCUCUUUGGCCGUAUCUAUAUUGGCGGUACUCUUAUUGCCAAUAUCGAUCGUUUCAAAUGAAGUAUUGGUAAAUUAUCCCAACAGUUAUUAUAUAAAAUGGUUAAAUUCGUCACUUAUCCAAGGUCUAUGGAAUUACGUUUUUCUAUUUUCAAAUCUCUCUUUAUUUAUUGCUUUACCCUUCGCUUACCUAUUCAUCGAAUCCGAAGGAUUUUUCGGUCAUCGUAAAGGAUUGAUGGCUAGAGUUUACGAAACUUUCACCGUCCUCACUUUAUUAGGGCUAGUCGUAUUAGGAAUGACUUAUGUGAUAGCUGCGCUUAUAGAUAAAGACAAAUCGAGCAUUCAAACUAUUUUAAGUUUCUGGACUUAUUAUUUGCCAUUUUUGUAUUCCUGUAUAUCUUUUUUUGGGGUAUUGAUGUUAUUAGUGUGCACCCCUCUUGGUUUCGUGAGACUGUUCGAUGUUGUCGGUCAGUUUCUCGUCAAACCUCAGUUCCUUCGAGAUCUCAACGAAGAAUAUUUCGCUUGCGCCUUAGAAGAAGAAUCUCUACGUAGGAGAUUCAAACAAGCUCAAAAGACUGGCAAAUCGUACGUUGAUCCUGCUCCGAUGGCGUUGGAAUCGGAAGUACCGAUAAAGGACAUCGAUUACGAAUUACCAACUAACUUAUUAAGAUUAAAAAACGGAGAGUUACAAUUUGGUUUGGGUAAAAGACUGAAAGAAAUUGAGAAUAGGAGAAGCGUAUUGGAUAAACAAAGGCAGACGUCUUCUUUUAGAAGGAACGUCGUUUAUCCCGUUGCAAUGUUACUUCUUCUCGGUUUAACCGUUAUAGCGGUUCUUCUGGUAGUACAAAACACUUUAUCGCUACUUAUAGGGAUCAAAGCUUUACCCAUUAGCUCAAAGCAAUUUACUCUAGGAGUAAGUUCUUUAUCGAAGCUUGGUUUAUACGGAGCCUCGUUGGAAAUACUAUUGAUAAUUUAUUUAAUAGUUACUUCGUCAAUAGGACUUUAUACCGCCCCUUGUAUGAAAAAAUUUAGACCGAAGCCUAAAAGUACACCGUUUAGCCUCGUUAUUGGAAACUGCGCUUUGCUUGUCGUUAUUAGUUCGGCUUUACCGUUAUUAUCGAAAAUUCUAGGUAUAACAAAUUUCGAUCUAUUAGGAGACUUCGGAAGCAUAGAAUGGUUGGGAAAUUUCAAAAUCGUACUUUUGUAUAAUUUGCUCUUCGCUACUGCUUCCACCCUUUGCGUCGUUAACAAAUUUACGGCGAAAGUUCGUCGCGAACUCUACAACCGGUUAGUUGAGAAUUAUCUGUUUCUUGCUAACUGCGUCUCAUUCAUCAACUAAUACAUCAACAAUAAUUGUGAAGAACAAAAAAAAUUCCUCGAAUCAAAAGUUGUCCAACAUCAACGAAAUCACGAAUUUCCGGUUGGAUAAUUUUUGUUCCGGGAUCAAAUGUUUCGGUUACGGUUUGAAAAAUCAUUUGCAUCAUCAUUUAUUUAUGAAAAUCCUGUUCCGGAACGUGCUUUUUCACUUUUCUGUUUGUACGGUUGAUAAUUUUUGAAAAAUCUUGUAAAAAGAACCGUUUUUUUAUUUUUUUUAUUUUUCAUAUUGUAUCAAAUUUUUUUAAAAUUCGAUAACUCUAAACUAAUAAGACUGACUAUGUAUAUAAAGAUUGUCUUGAAUCGAUUUAUAUGUUGGAAAAAAAAUCGAUGUUAUAAGCGUUGUUUUUUUUAUUAGAUUUAAAUAUUUACAAUGUUUUUUUCUAAUUUAUUUACACAGGUCAACAAAAUCAACAAAAAAUUUAUAUAAGAGUUUUUUUACUGAUAUUUUAUUGAUUCCAUAGUUUUCGAAAUGAUUUUUAAUUUUUUUGUGAGACGUACUGUAUACAAUGGAAUAAUUAGUACGAUUUGUAUUUACCUCGAGGUAUUUGUGUAUGGGUAUUUUAAAUCCUUGUUGGAGUUUUAAAAAUAUAUCCGAUUGUGUAAUUUAUGUCCUUAAAAUGUUUUUGUUUCAUUAAUUUAUUGAAUAUUUUAUGUCAAAUAUAUGAAAAAAAUUUAAAUGAUUAUUUUUCCAAAUGUUGAAUUGAGACUUUUUGUUCUAUUUAUUCCAUUUUUCCAAUAUUUUCCGUCACUGUCCAUUUCUUUCAUAUUUUUUCUUUCUUUUGUAUUAAUUUUUUUCUUUCCUGUCCCUGACAAGUACUUGAAAAAUUUAUCCUUAAUUUCAUUUUGUUUUUUCUAUUAUAUGGAAAAUAUCCAAAGAAUAACCCGAAGGAAUCUUUUCGGGUAUCGGAUUGAUACUUUUUACUCUGUCUUACUCACUUCUUCCAAUAUUUUCAAUCCCUGUCAGUUUCUUCAAGAUUUUGCCCUAAAUUUUUUGUUUUUUUAUUCAAUUUAUUAAAUUCUAUGGUCUUAAUUUUUUUCUUUUCUAUCCUUGACAAGUACUUGAAGAAUUUAUCCUUAAUUUCAUCUAGUUUUCUCCAUUAUAUGGAAAAUAUCCAAAGAAUAACUCUAAGGAAUCUUUUUGGGUAUCGAAUUGAGACUUUUCGUUAUGUUUUGCCUAUUAAGCAGAUAGGCCUUCUGGUAGUCCUAUUGUGCCAAUUUCUUGUCUUAUUUUCACUAUAUAUCCGAAGAAUAACUCAAAGAACUUGAAUAAUUUAUCCUUAAUUUCAUCUUUUCCAAUAUUUUCUGGUCUCUAUCCUUGUUUUACUCCUUUUCUUUCAUUACAAAGUGAUUUAAUCAUCUUUAACUAUAUUUAAUAUCUUACUGUUUUGUAAGUGAUUUUUAUCACUUUUAUUGCUAUUUCGAUAUUUUUCAUAUUAUUUCUUAAUACUGUGUCAAAAGUCUUCUUCGGAUCUAAGACUCUCAGUUAUAUUUCUUCUCCUUAUCAUAUUCUUUUUGUUUGUUUUGCUUUCGUUCCAACUUGUGCUCUUGUUUUCCUUCUUUGUCCUACUACUGGUGUUUGUAUACCUUUCAACUCCAUUUUGAAUAAUUUAUUUUAUUCUCUACGCUCAUUCUUUUUAUAUUUUCUUGUUUCCAUAACAUCUCCAGUUUUUAUUUUCAUUUAUUAUUUAUAUUCUUCUUGUUUUGCCAGAAAUGUUCUGUUCCCUAUUUUUAUUUUUCCUCCAACUUUUUCUUUAUCUUUUUACACUAUUUCUUCUCCUCUUUCUAUUUGUUUUGUUUAUAAUUGAUACUUUUUUUUACUCAUACUCUAUCUAUAUUUCUGCAAUUUCAUAAAUCGUUUAUUUUCACUCUUUUUCUUGUGUUAUUUCCAUUCUUAAUUUAUUUUUUCUUUCUGGGUGUUUCUACUAGUUUUCCUUGACUUUUUCUCUCUUAAUAUUUAUUUUUCCAUAUAGUCUUCGUAUUAUAUUUUAUAGAACUUCUUAUUUAUCAUCUACUGCCUGUACUACUAAUUUAUUCUUAAUUUCGUUUUAUUUAAUUCAUUAUUUUCUUUCGAUCUUCAAUUUUCCUCUUCAUCUUCAGUUAUCAUCUUUCUAUUCUGAAUUAUUUGUCGAUUUUUUUUACUUUUGUGUUUAUUUUAUUUUUUCAUGUAGUAAACAGGAUUUUUUUCUAUUCCUUCCACAUUAACAUCAUAUACAAGUAUUUUAAAAAAAAUUUUUUUCCAUAGUUGACCUGUGAUGUUAUUGGAAUUUUUUAUUUAUUAUGUAUUUACGUAAAAGACUUGCUAAUUAUAAAUAUAAUAAUGUUUUAUAA
Messenger RNA from Diorhabda sublineata, 4145 nucleotides. Its product is annotated as protein Lilipod. Lineage: Eukaryota; Metazoa; Arthropoda; Insecta; Coleoptera; Chrysomelidae. The record is from RefSeq and is a predicted model, not a curated record. Gene Ontology annotation, molecular function: transmembrane signaling receptor activity. The transcript is spliced from 8 exons. Gene Ontology annotation, biological process: signal transduction. The coding region runs from base 232 to 1779 and encodes 515 amino acids.